UUUGACGUCGCCACUCCUACUGACCAUGUCGUCUGGAUACGUUGAAGAAGACUUGGAAAAGGCCAACGAUCUCGAAAAGGUCACCAGCGGUGGCUCGACCGCAGUGGGUCCAUCUACUGGCAAAGAAUUCCUUCGCACCAGGACGAUCAAUUAUGAGCUACCUCCUCAGAGCUCGACGCGGAACAAUCGGAUUCCGAUAGAGUACAGAACGUUGUCCAUUCACGUCUAUGACUCACAACGAUUCGAGCAGCACAAAGAAGCCAAAGAAAAUCCCAGUGACGCCGAAUUCUUCGCCAAACUCGACUAUCACACCCUUCCCGCAGACGAAGUCUGUCAGCGUCUGAAUGUCUCCCGCACACUUGGUCUCGACAAGGCUGCCGCCGCUAAGCGUCUGCAACGUAAUGGUCCGAAUAGGCUGUCCAAGGGAAACCCUCAAUAUUGGAAGAAGAUUCUCAGGUAUCUCUUUGGGGAUUUCUGCUCAGUUUUGUGGAUCGGUGUCAUCAUCUUCUUCAUUUCUUGGAAGCCCCUAGGUGAUCCGCCCGCUCCAUACAAUCUCGCUCUCGGUAUUUUGGUCAUCAUCGUUAUCUUACUUCAGGCUUUCUUUUCCGCUUUCCAAGACUGGUCGUCUCAGAAGGUAAUGAACAGCAUCCUCAAUUUGGUACCUGAAAAUGCUACGGUCACUAGAGAUGGACAACAGAUCUCUGUACCUUCUGCCGAUCUCGUUACAGGUGACAUAGUCCACAUGUCCAUGGGUAACCGGGUUCCGGCCGACAUUCGAAUUCUGCAGGCUUCACCGGACCUCAAGUUCGAUCGUUCAAUUCUCACUGGAGAGGCGGAGGAGGUUGCAGGCGUUGUCGACACCGACGAGACCAACUACCUGGAGGCUCAGAACAUCGCUUUGCUUGGAACUCACUUAUGCAAUGGCUCCGCUGUCGGUGUCGUCGUUCUCACCGGCUCGAAGACGCUCAUGGGCAGAAUCAACAAGCUCACAUCGGCUCCCGCCAACGGUAGAACCAAUUUGCAGAGGGAGAUCACGCGAUUUGUCUGGAUCAUCGUCGCACUCACCGUCACGCUCAUCGUCAUCAUGACUAUCACCUGGGCCGCGUGGCUCCGAGUGGAUCACUUCGAUUUCCUGAACGUCCCUGGUUUCCUGACGGACGUAAUGGGUCUCGUUGUCGCUUUCAUCCCCGAAGGUCUUCCCAUCGCCGUCGCCAUGACUUUGGGCAACAUCGCUCGGCGGAUGAAGAAUGUCAACAUUCUGCCGAAGUCCCUGUCCACUGUGGAAACCUUGGGAUGUGUCAACAUUGUCUGCUCAGACAAGACUGGCACAUUGACAGAAAACCGAAUGACCGUAGUCUCGAUCGGAUUUGCGGACCAGGCUUUCACUACCGAGAGCUUUUCCAACCUCCGUACUGUGCCCGCCUAUGGUCAACUCGAGACUGCUAUGGCUGUGUGUAACGAUGCUCAAUUCGACGACGAUACGGUUGCUGUUGAAGAGCGCAAGAUCCAGGGAAACGCCACAGACGGAGCUUGCCUGCGUUUCGCGCAUGCCGUCGAUCGCAAUGCAGUCCCCAAAAUCUUCAAUCUGCCUUUCAACUCUCGAAACAAGUACAUGCUCACCGUCGCCCGCCCCGAGAAGGACCUCCUGUUGAUGAUCAAAGGAGCCCCUGAUGUCCUCAUUCCCCUUUGCACGCAAAUCAUGAACAGUGACGGAUCGAUUCACCCGCUGGAAGGCAAAGCGCGGGCCGAUUUGAUCGCUCAGCAGGAAACGUGGGCCAGGCAGGGUCAACGAGUCAUCAUGGUCGCUCAAAAACCUUUCGAGACGGACAUCGAGGCCGGCACUACUCAGUACGAGCGAUCAGUCACCGACUCAGCCAACGACUUCACUAUUCUUGGUCUCAUCGGUAUUGUUGAUCCACCUCGUGCCGACACUGCCCGCACCGUUGCCGAUUGCCGUCGCUGCGGUGCUCGAUUCUUCAUGAUCACGGGUGACUUUGGCCUGACAGCCGGUGCUAUUGCCAAGCAGAUCGGAAUCCUCACCCAUAUCCCGGACACUUUUGACAAGCUAUCUGCGGAUGGUUCAGAUCGAUCUCUCGUCGUGGAGGGCAAGGAUCUGAAUGCCGUCACUGUUGAGCAAUGGGAUCAAAUCUGCAUGUACGAAGAGGUCGUUUUCGCCAGGACAACACCUGAACACAAGCUCAAAAUCGUAGAGGAAUUGCGAUUCAGAAAUUUCGUCGUCGCCGUGACAGGAGACGGUGUCAACGACGCACCUGCUCUCAAGGCAGCCGACGUGGGUAUCGCCAUGGCGUCUGGAUCCGAAGUUGCCAUGGAAGCUGCCGAUCUGAUCCUCUUGGGAGACUUUUCAAGCAUCAUCGAGGGUAUCCGACUCGGACGAUUGGUUUUCCAAAAUCUGCAAAAGGUCAUUUCGUAUCUGCUACCCGCCGGAUCGUGGUCCGAAGACUGGCCCGUGUUCCUCAACGUCUUCUUCGGUUGCCCGUUGCCACUGAGCUCUUUCCUUAUGAUUAUCAUCUGUUGCUUCACCGACCUCAUGUGCUGUCUUACUCUGGUCUUUGAGGAGGAGGAGUUCGACCUACUAUCGCUUCCCCCUCGCAAUCCGAAAAAGUCACAUUUGGUCAACUUCAAAAUCUAUGGACAGUCUUACCUCUUCAUUGGUAUGCUCGAGACGAUCACUGCACACGCCAUGUUCUUUUACUACAUAUACUCAUACGCGGGUAUCCCGGUGCACAAAAUGUUCUUUGCUUUCGCCCAUUAUUCGGAUGGAUACUAUGGUCACACCCAGGCAGAGCUUAACAACUUCCUCAACACUGGUCAAUGUGUCUACUUUGUGACCUUGGUCAUUCUUCAAUUUGCCAACCUGCAUUCGGUUCGCAACAAGCGAUUGUCCAUCUUGCAACGAGGUCCUUUCCGAAAUCCCUGGUUGUUCGUCGGUCCGGUAGUCAGUCUGGCUAUUGCAAUCUUCGUCACUGAAGAGCCUGGGCUGCAAAGACUGUUUGGCACUGCAUCGGUCCCGAUAAAGUUUUGGUGCUUGCCUAUUCCCCUGGCCGUCGGCAUCUUGGUUAUGGACGAGAUGAGGAAGCUCCUCGUCAGGUCAUUCCCACAAGGUCCGCUAGCCAAGAUUGCGUGGUAGUAAGGGUAGAAUCAUAGAUGUUAGACUGUGUAUGGAUACCUCAUGUAUGACUUGUACUAUCAAUGAGAGUCUGGU
Messenger RNA from Kockovaella imperatae, 3223 nucleotides. RefSeq names its product K, P-type ATPase. Gene Ontology annotation, molecular function: P-type sodium:potassium-exchanging transporter activity; ATP hydrolysis activity; ATP binding. The transcript is spliced from 2 exons. The record is from RefSeq and is a predicted model, not a curated record. Gene Ontology annotation, cellular component: membrane. Gene Ontology annotation, biological process: intracellular potassium ion homeostasis; intracellular sodium ion homeostasis; potassium ion import across plasma membrane. Bases 26 to 3148 code for a protein of 1040 amino acids. Lineage: Eukaryota; Fungi; Basidiomycota; Tremellomycetes; Tremellales; Cuniculitremaceae.